Molecule: messenger RNA, 912 nt
Organism: Cotesia congregata
Lineage: Eukaryota; Metazoa; Arthropoda; Insecta; Hymenoptera; Braconidae
Source: the annotation of a GenBank genome assembly
AUGACAAAUAUUUGGAAAUCUAACGGGACUAAAAUUAUCGUGGAUAUUUUCUGUGCAUUAAUGUUAAUUGCGGCAGUGGUCAUAGUUAAUUUUUUUAUGGAGCCUCACAGAAGAGGAUUUUUUUGUGGUGAUCAAACAUUAAUGUAUCCUUACGUCGCUCAUACAGUAUUCUCAAUAUCAAAAGUUGUUAUUUUGGGAUUUGAAUUCUUGUUUUUGAUUAUACUCGCAGAAAUUUUCUUAGGAAGGAAAAAUAAAAGACAGCAAAUAAAAUUGUUUAAUUGUAAAAUUCCCAAUUGGGUGUCUUUUAGUUACUAUACGGGAGGUUAUUAUGUUAUCGGUACCUUAACAACUUUAUUAAUCGGUGACAUAAUGAAAUAUUUUACCGGAAGAUUGCGCCCAAAUUUUAUGGAAUUAUGUAAGCCGAGUAUUAAUUGCAGCUUGCCGAUUUAUCAAAACAAAUACAUCACUCCGGAACAAUUCGAGUGUACGAGCGCUUACGGAGAUUCUGGCUCUAAAGAAGCCAGACUAUCAUUUCUUUCAAAUCACGCAUCUUGCAUUGCUUUCUUCGGCGUCUUAUUAAUAUUUUACUUGCAAUCACGCAUAACUAGUAGCGUCUUAAGAAUACCUAAGCACUUAUUUCAAGCCGCUCUUGUCUCGAUGAUUUCAUUCAUUUCAAUGACGAGACUCUCGUACUAUAGGCACCACUGGAGCGACGUCGCUGCGGGAAUUUUAAUUGGUUCCGUAAACGCUUUAAUUACCGUAUUUUUAAUGGCCGAUUUAUUUAAAAAAGACGAACCAGAAGGCGAGCAUGAUUAUCAACUCGAGCAUGAGCAGCAAUAUGAUAUUGAUAAUUAUAUUGAAGACCGUAAUAAUAAUACUAUUAAUGUCUAUCAUAAAUGGAUGUUGAGAUGA